UUCUGCGUCGCACAAAACAUUGCCAACACCGGUGUUGUGUCCGGCAGAUCUGGAAAAUGACUUGGGGCUCAGUUAGCUUGAGCUUUACUGACGUUUUAUGGUCUUUUCUGGCUUUAUGUUUUUUUGUUGCUUUCUGUACUCACAAAAUCUCACCAAACCUGCCGAGAAAAUGUGAAACAUGGCGUCUUUACUUGUUAUUUCAGGAUCUUAUUCGGUACGGAAAAACAAAACAACACCUCAAACGAGACGACUGGCUGCGUGCAUUUGACGUCCCAAAAAGGUGGUUCUGGCACUUCUAUGCCAUCUCUGUUGGCUGGAAUGGCAUUCUUCUGGGCUUCUACCUGAACUUCAUAUUUCGGCAUCAGUCAUACCCAUCAUGGCUAACUGGAAUAUUAGACAUUGUGACAGGUGUACCAAGCACCGACAGUCAAGUCCCACAGCUGUCUUCUCUGCUGGUGCAGCUGCUGCUCUUCGUCCACUCCCUCAGGAGGCUGCUGGAGUGCCUGUUUGUCAGUGUUUUCUCUGAUGGAGCCAUACAUUUGGUGCAGUAUGUGUUCGGUGUGUGCUAUUACAUCGUACUGGGGUUGACGGUGCUCUGCUCGGAUCGUUUUGGAAAAGGGACUGGAACCCUCCUCUCUCAGCUAGACUGGUUUCAUGUGGCUGGAAAUGUACUUUUCAUUGGAGCCUCAGUGGUGCAGCAUCAGUCCAUGGUCCUGCUGGCCAGGCUUCGCACUGGAAAGUCAGGAACAGUGGAGACGCUGGCUCACAGAGUGCCAGAGGGAGGCUGGUUCGAGCUGGUGUCAUGCCCACAUUACUUUGCUGAGCUGCUGAUCUACGUCUCGCUGAGCUUGGUUUUUGGAGGCUUGUCUCUUACCUGGUGGCUUGUUGUGCUAUAUGUGCUCUUCAAUCAAGCACUGGCAGCACAACUUUGUCAUGAACUUUAUAUGAGCAAAUAUGAGUCAUACCCAAGGCAUAGAAAAGCAUUUAUUCCUUUUGUGCUAUGAGUGGGUCUCAUUGGUGUCUUAGGUUUUGUGUUGCUGUGAAGUCUUAGAGAAAUGUCAGAGAUGUCUGAGGAUCUGAAGGUGUGGGAGUAAAACUCACCUCACUCUCAGCAUUGAUUGACAAGGUGCUCCAGACCAAGUGAAGAUGCUCAAUAGCCAACAGGACAACAGUGAACAGUGUCCCACCAGAUGAGAGAUGAGAUGUUUCUUAGAGACUGAUGUGAAGAAAUUAGAUAUGUCACAAAUCACUUGUUCAUCACAGGACCUUGUUUUUGUUAUAAUAAGAUGCAUUCAUGCAAUAAUAAUGACACAUUUUCCCUAUUACAACACACAAUUGAAUCUCGCUAUAACUCUUAUCUAUAAUAAGAUAAAUUAUGUUGUUAAAAUAAGGACGCUUUAAAUGUUUCUUUGAUUUAAAAAAAAAAAAAAAA
Cottoperca gobio is the source of this 1432-nucleotide messenger RNA. It is a transcript of the gene srd5a3, whose product is annotated as steroid 5 alpha-reductase 3. Lineage: Eukaryota; Metazoa; Chordata; Actinopteri; Perciformes; Bovichtidae. Gene Ontology annotation, molecular function: 3-oxo-5-alpha-steroid 4-dehydrogenase activity. The transcript has 5 exons. Bases 57 to 1004 code for a protein of 315 amino acids. Gene Ontology annotation, cellular component: endoplasmic reticulum. The record is from RefSeq and is a predicted model, not a curated record. Gene Ontology annotation, biological process: dolichol-linked oligosaccharide biosynthetic process; polyprenol catabolic process.